GGAAAACAGUUUGUGGUACAAAUGUUGCUAUGACCAUUACCAACUUAAACGAAUGUCUGUAGUCCCAGCUGUAUGAUGACCACUGUUACCAUUGACUAUAACAGUUCUGCUCAGUCAACAAGUCAAACAUCACCAAGGGCAUGUCUUUGAUGUCCUUUGAAAGCAGUAAGUUUAACCAACGUAGCUUGUACCUAGAGGCCAUGUGGGCGAUAACUAAAUAGGCAAAGCUAAGCUUCUUAUUGUAAUGUGUGUUAAUCAGCGUUGUCAUGGAGCUCUUGUGCACAACAGGCGCUGUCAAAUGUCCAACCGUUAAUCGGAAUAUGUGAGUGCACGCGAUAAUGCUAUUAGGCCCAUAAGCCAUUAAUUUAAUCAAUACGCUUAGUAAGCCGAAAUGCUUCAACUGUCUGUCAACUCGUUAACCCUGUGGUCUGAACAUGGACCUGCAGUAGAUAUGACCCGAGAGCGAGGAUUUGCGCACCUGGUUUUGGAGAGCGAUGGGACACUCAUCAACAGCGCUAAGAAAAUUACCAAUUGAGUAGAGCUAAUUCGUAUCAUGGCAACACUUCUAUGAACACAGAACUAACAGAACACUUAACCCCAAUCAGUGCUUUUAGGAAUUUAUUUAUGCCAUGCUGACAAAGUGUUGUUUUUUAUGCAAUGGCAUUUCUCCACAAUAACUGCAUGUUUAAUACAGCCACUGCAACAUAAACUGGCAUAUAAAAAAACUGUUCUAAUGGCCAUCCUGCCGCAAGAGUUAGGCCUUCCUGUAGGCUGGAGAGAUUAAACAGUGAAAAGGAAUAGUUGAAUUUAUAGAAUUCAGUGCAUAUAGAUAGGCUCAUAUGAAAUCCAUAGUCAUAAAAAGAUUUGAACAAAAAGUACUUUUCUUUUAUCAACAGUUUUUUCCGGUCUUCUUCCGUCUUUACAACCAGUCAGAAUUAGAACUGACUAAAAGCUAAAAAAAAAAAAAAGACAAAAGAAAGUUGUGGUUCACGUUGUUCCGUGUUACUUGGUAACCGUGGAGCUUUACUGAGGGAGGGAGUCCGCUUCACAACCUAGACUGGUGACUCAUAACGUUCUGACAAAGCUGGUCUGUGGGGUUACCUGUUGAUGAUUAUUCAUGGCGAAGUCAAAGUGUAAGGACAUCCACCAAACCAGCAAUCUGCCCUCCAUUUUGGAAACAUACCAGUCACCUAUUGAUGUCAAAAAGGCAGAGGAUUCAGACCAGCCUUGCCAGAGGGAUAGACUGGGCCAUGGUCGGAGCGGAGACACUGGACCUAAGGCUGGAGGUCAAGGAAGGAAGCAGGUGGGCCGGGGCUGUGGGGUCAGGGGUCAUGAUGACAAGUCUACAGUUGGGAGUGAACUGGACCAGGAGGCCAUCAUUAAACGACAGGCUCUGUUGGAUAAGCGCCAUCUAGUGGUUUACAGGUGCAUGUACCGCCUGAGAGACGGCCUGUAUCAUCGCUACUCCGCCCUGCUCAGGGAGAAGGUUCAUGCACAGAGGCUGGAGAUGCAGCGUCUUGCAGAGGCACAGGCACUCACACAGGAUAAACAUACGCAGAAACAGAGAAAGCUAACCCGUUCUACGCUCUUCCAUGACAACUCGUUCCUGAGGUCUCUUCCUAAAAGCAGCUACUACCUGAUCCAGGACGUUCAGAACCUAUUGUCUCAGCAUGGUUGUUUGAGGAGCAUACAGGACCAUGAGCAGUUGUGGCGGGCAGUUCACGACCACAAACUGAGACCAGCCCAGCUAUAUAGAAGAGUGCAGGAGAUCAGGAGGACAGUGAUUGGCUGCCAUUCUGCACCUGAUAUGAGGCAGAUGAAGAUGUUGGGACCACAUACUGAAGAGAAAGGACCCUUGGAUGAGAUUGACCUUCCAGAGAUACACCUUGGGGAGAGACUUUCAGAGAUACACCUUGGGGAGAGACAUCCAGAAAUACACCUUGAGGAAAGUCUUCCAGAGAUACACCUUGGGGAGAGACAUCCAGAGAUACACCUUGGAGAAAUGUGUGCAGCUUACCACCUCUGUGGCAAACAACAGCCAGAACAGGACGAUAUUGAGCAAAGGAUUCUCAAGGUGAAGGUUCCCAGGUUUGCUGCGCUUCAGACAAGUUUUCUGAAGAACCUUAAGACAGACACGUCUCCAGUGCAGGUCGUUGAGGCGAUCCCAGAAAAGAGUAAGAAGUCAGAGAUGGCUAUAAGAAAGCUGAGACACAUGCACACUCUGUCCCUCACCAACAUGGCCGUCUCUCAGAGGUUGCUAACGCACAGAGACAGACAUACACUGUACUGCUCCGACCAAGGGAGGAGCGUCCGAGACCUGAUGCAGCAUGUUAUUCCAAGUGUUCAUGCCGACGAAAAGAAGAGGAGGACCAAUGAUUGGAACUUUUCUACACUCCGUCCUCUGCCCCACCAUGAAUGGACCAGAAUCAGCAGUGAUUCAGAGGUCCAUAGGGUGGGCUCAGCUCUGGAGAGAACGGGUCUGGAGAGAACGGGUCUGGAGAGGCCAGGUCUGGAGAGGCCGGGUCUGGAGAGAUCAGGUCUGGAGAGAUCGGGUCUGGAAAGGUCAGAUGUGGAGAGGCUGUGUCGGGGGUGUUCCAUUUUGGCAAGGUCACAUCUGGAGAAGCCGGGUCUGGAGAGGCCGGGUCUGGAGAAAUCUGGUCUGGAGAAAUCGGGUCUGGAGAGGUCAGAUCUGAGGCUGAGGACCACACUCACUGCAGGUUGUGUUCUUAUUCAGAGACACAGAAACACGUAUCAAGGCUCCUGAGCCGUUGUGCAUGGAGGAGGUGUGUCAGCAGAACCCAUCAAUGGUGAUUGGCUGUGGAUCUACGCUUUGGAGGAAUUAUUAUGGGAAUGAGACAGCAUAUUAAGGGCACUUUUUGUGAAGACGUGAAGACCAGUAGGAUAAAUUAAUCCCCAAAUGUACAACUGAAUACAUGUUAAAUAGAAUAAUACAUUGUAACUGAUAGAUACUAGUUCCUUUUUCUAUACUAAUCUGGAUUGUAAUUUCGUUGUUCAACAAUUACUGUAACCUUGUCAAAUUACGAAUGUUUUACAAAUAAAAUGAA
Esox lucius (northern pike) is the source of this 3065-nucleotide messenger RNA. RefSeq lists its product as uncharacterized. The record is from RefSeq and is a predicted model, not a curated record. Bases 1118 to 2764 code for a protein of 548 amino acids. The transcript is spliced from 14 exons. NCBI's taxonomy places the organism in Eukaryota, Metazoa, Chordata, Actinopteri, Esociformes, Esocidae.